Molecule: messenger RNA, 1181 nt
Organism: Dunckerocampus dactyliophorus (ringed pipefish)
Lineage: Eukaryota; Metazoa; Chordata; Actinopteri; Syngnathiformes; Syngnathidae
Gene: snx10b
Product: sorting nexin 10b
Exons: 6
Coding region: 156-767 (203 amino acids)
Biological process (GO): intracellular protein transport
Molecular function (GO): phosphatidylinositol binding
Source: RefSeq, a predicted model, not a curated record
AGUAAAUAAAAGGCUCCAGCCUUUUGCAAAGUGCAGCACAAUCAGCCAUGUUAGAGAAACCGAAAGGAAUAGCUGUCAUACAAGGGAAGGAUCUGGCAUCCUGGUGAAAUCAGGCUUCCCGUUUUCUUCAGUUUUGACGGCAGCUUCAGUCCUCCAUGCAGCAAGUCAUCAGUGUGUGGGUUAGAGACCCGCGCAUCCAGAAGAACGACUUUUGGCAUGCAUACAUCGACUAUGAAAUUUGUUUGCACACAGACAGUGUGUUCUUCACCAAGAAGAUAUCAAGAGUGCGACGGAGGUUCAGUGAGUUUGUGUGGCUCAGACAAAGGCUGCAAGCCAACUCCAUGCUGAUGGCACAAAUACCAGACCUACCACCAAAGAACCCCUUCUUCAGCCUGAACAACGCCCAACAGAUCUCAGAGCGCAUGGCGGGCCUCCAGAGGUUCUUGGAACAGAUCCUGCAGAGUCCCCUGCUGCUGUCUGACAGCUGCUUGCACCUUUUCCUGCAGUCCCAGCUCAGCGUGGCCAAGAUGGAGGACUGUGCCGCAGGAAGGACCCAUUACUCCGUGGCCCAGGCGGUCCAGUGCUGCGGCAUCAGAAGGUUUCUAUCACAAGAGGCCUUGCAGAAGGACUUCAGCAUGUCCGGUGACUCAGAUUCAGACAGCUCAGAGUGCAGAGAUCCGGAAUGCCAGAUAAACAAAGCCUCAUCAGAUCACUUGGGAACCAAGCAAGAGGACAGCGUCUGCCCGUCAUCAUCAGUUUCUCCUUGAUACCAUUAUCGUUACUAGUGGAAAGAUACAGAGAUUUUAGGAAAUUGUUACCUUGUGCACUUUUGACUGUGAUUUUUGUCAUUGAUAAUGUUGGUUUUCCUGUGUAAAGCAUGCAAAGCUAAAUGUAAUGAUAAUAAUAAGUGCCUGUAUGCUGUAUAUCUGUAAUGUGUUGCUUCCCUGUGUAGCAAUGGUGCCCAAAGUCCGGUCCAGGGGCCAUUUUUUUAUUGGCCCUCGGUACAUUGUAAAAACAAAAUGAAUUAAUGAAUAAUGAGAUAGAUAUAUUAUUAGAUAUUACACUAAUCUGCUGUGUCGCCUGUAACACAAAGCUACAGUCUGGCCUGUGCUCCCACAUCGAGGCACCAGCGUUAUAAAGGCUGUGAUUGAUCUGCUCUCUCACGUUAUUUCCUGUGGGUA